This is a messenger RNA of Cylicocyclus nassatus, 1191 nucleotides long. Lineage: Eukaryota; Metazoa; Nematoda; Chromadorea; Rhabditida; Strongylidae. The record is from the annotation of a GenBank genome assembly.
AUGCAGUACACGCUGGCACUCCAAAGGCAUUUUCAAAUGUUCAGCGUUAUUUUGACAUUAGCAGCAUUGGUGCUGUACAGCUCUACACAAACGCAAAACUACGACAUGGAAUGCCUGUGGUGUGAGAAUGUGAUAUACAAUGCUCGUAAUUUCUUCGGUGAUAACAUUGUCAACACCACCAAUCUUCAAUUCGAAGAGUAUUUCGACCGGUCGUGCCGCCUGGACGCCAGAAAAUCAGCACUUUAUGGAGCCAUCUGCUACGAUAUAAGGGAGUUCCACGAAGAAAGGACAGAACAACGGCCAGCCUCACCCCCUCUACCAUCCACGCUACAUGACUGUAUCUCUGCUGGCGUAUUGCAUGUGGACACCGCUGCGAAACUGAUCCUGAGUAAAAUGCGACGUGAAGAAUUUAAUGAAGCCGCGUACUAUGAAUUUGUUCAAUCAGAUGUGGCGGCGAGAGCAACAACAACAUAUGGCAGUUUGAACCGCCCCUUGGGGCGUGAUUUGGAUCUUCUAUGGGGAAUCGCGAACAGAAUCAUAGCGGAAAUUGCACGAGCAAUGGCCACAAAAAGCAUUCGAUGUUUUGACACGGCGGAAAGACCCUUACCAGUUGUGGCAACUACGCCUUCGGUAACAAAUUGCACAAGAAUGUGGAGGAUCGACGCCGAACCACCGUUUUCGAAGGUAAAUCUACUGAAGGAAUUGGAUGACUGGUCCCCGCGAAAAAAGGAUAACGCAUAUGUGCAGGUCUCGGCCCUGUACCGCCACAUACUUCAAAGAAUUUGUAACCCACCAGAACGCAUUCGAGAAUACUCCUUGCGAAUCAACACGUUGAAAGGGAGAGACUUGAAGUUGAAGAGCCUUCCACGGGGAGUAACGGACAUCCUGAUAGAAAUGGUCGAGGACAUGUUAGGAUACGGACAUGAAGAGUUGGAGCAGUUUCGUCAAACAGACCUACAAGAAUCGCCGUGGUAUCAAAACCUGGGAAGUACUGAGCAGGAAAGAAAGCAGAAUCUUGCUGAUUUAAAAGAAGAAAAGAAGAACUGGAGACCGCAAUUAUUCAAGUCGCUGCAAUUAGCACUGCGCGACGUGCGGUCAUACAGUUAUGAAGCUGGACGAUGGAUUGCUAAUCCUCGGAAACGUGGAGCUCCCGGAGAAGUGGAUGAAAACACAGUGCCUUGUUCACAGUGA